GGAAACUUCCGGCCCCACCCCCUGACCUCCUGGAGAGGGGAGGGGCUAGAGGCUGAAUCGGCCAAUGGCCAAUGAUUUAAUUAAUGGUGGGUAUACAAAGAAGCCUCUAUAAAAGCCUUUUCUGGAGACGGCCCACACUUCGGCACCCGAACUCUUCCGUGUGCCGGUGGGCCGGGCUCCAGGCUCCAUGAGGACAGAAACUCGAGUUGGGCACCUCGCUCUGUGGAUCUCUCCCAUCUGCGUGUUGCUACACACUCUUUGUAUCUUUAAGGAACCGGCCAUGGGGGAUCAGGACUUACCUGGCGUUUUGGUGUCUGGAUUGGAAGGACCUCAUGGUAUAUGUGAGGAUCACAUUGGAGAUCUGCAGAAACACUUUACUCUCGUUACUCUGCAAGAAUUUUUGGAAAAUAACACACGAUUCGGUCCAAAGGUCCAAGCUGUAUACAUCUGGGGUGGAAAGCCAGCCGUUACCCAGGAGCUCCUGCAGAGUCUGCCCUCCUUGAAGAUAAUUGCCAGUGCAGGAGCAGGUCUAGAUCACCUGGACCUGAAGCUCAUUGCCAGCUGUGGUGUGAAGGUGGCCAACACACCACAGGCGGUUUCCAGUCCCACAGCAGACAUGGGGAUGGCCUUACUGCUGGCCGCAGCUCGCAGAGUCGUGGAAGGUCAUAGGUUGGCUAUUGCACCGGAUACAGAGAACUUUUCUACAAACUGGAUGGGUCAAGAAGUUACAGGGGCCACUCUGGGAAUCAUCGGCAUGGGCAGCAUUGGCUAUAAGAUUGCUCAGAGGGCCAAAGCAUUCGAAAUGAAGAUUCUGUAUCACAAUAGGAAACGCAGGAAAUUAGAGGAGGAGGAGGCUGUUGGAGCCACUUAUUGUGAGAGUCUGGAUGACCUGCUUCAGCGAUCGGACUUUGUGCUGUUGGCCGUGAGCCUGACACCCCAGACCCAGAGGCUGAUUGGGAAGAGGGAGCUGAAUCUGAUGAAGCCCACCGCCAUUCUCGUCAACAUCGGCAGAGGUCUCUUAGUCGACCAGGACGCCCUGGUGCAGGCUCUUCAGACUGGGGUUAUUAAAGGAGCAGCACUGGACGUGACGCACCCGGAGCCCCUGCCCAGAGAUCAUCCUUUAUUGAAGUUGGAGAACGUCACUUUAACACCUCACGCUGGGAGUGCUACUCAUCAAGCCAGGCGACAGAUGAUGGAAAAUUUGGUUGCAAGCAUCCUGGCUUCUCUCCAUGGCCUUCCCAUUCCUAAUGAAGUGCGACUUAAUUGGGACAAUUCCGUGGCAUGACACGUGGCAGAUUAAAUGAAAAAAAAAAAUCUUGUUUUGUGUAUCUACAUUAAAGCCCAUCAUGCAGAUUAAUACUCUUUUGGGCGAA
Messenger RNA from Panthera uncia (snow leopard), 1373 nucleotides. Its product is annotated as probable 2-ketogluconate reductase. Gene Ontology annotation, molecular function: hydroxypyruvate reductase [NAD(P)H] activity; NAD binding; glyoxylate reductase (NADPH) activity. Gene Ontology annotation, cellular component: cytosol. The transcript is spliced from 6 exons. The record is from RefSeq and is a predicted model, not a curated record. Bases 188 to 1285 code for a protein of 365 amino acids. Lineage: Eukaryota; Metazoa; Chordata; Mammalia; Carnivora; Felidae.